AAUUCUCGCGAUUGCGCCGCAAACUCACGCUGCGAGAACGCGGGUGUUCUGUGGUUCAGGAGAGGCAAAAUAGCCCUAGCAGCGACCCGGCGUGUCUUUCAUUCUUCACAACAGGACAACCACCAAAAAUCAACAGAAGAUCCGUCCUACACGUGACAUACACUCACGGACGAUAUUACGACUAGUCGAAGAGGGAAUUGCCGUCAAAAAUGUCGGAAAUUCUCAGCUGCGUGGAACCCGAGCGAGAAGAGCAGACCGAAGUUGAAGCCGGAGGAACCGAGGAAAAGUCUGACUCUGAUGCCGGCAAAGAGUCGUCCUCAGAUGCAGGACCCGAUGGACAAGAUGCUUCCUCCUCCUCUACCAAAACCAAAGAAUCUGCUCCAGGUUAUGAAGAGAAAGUGAAAACGGACCGUACCAACAGAUUCGACUAUCUGUUGAAGCAAACGGAGCUGUUUGCUCACUUCAUUCAGCCAGCUGCACAGAAGACCCCCACGUCACCCCUCAAGAUGAAGCCGGGGCGACCUCGCAUCAAGAAAGACGAGAAGCAGAACUUGUUGUCUGCUGGCGACAAUCGUCAUCGGCGCACCGAGCAAGAGGAAGACGAGGAGCUGUUGAGUGAGAGCACCAAGACCACAAACGUCUGCACCCGCUUCGACGACUCGCCAUCUUACAUCAAAACAGGAAAGAUGAGAGACUAUCAGGUCCGGGGUCUGAACUGGCUCAUCUCGCUGUACGAGAAUGGAAUCAACGGCAUCCUCGCCGAUGAAAUGGGUUUGGGAAAGACCCUCCAGACGAUUUCCCUGCUGGGCUACAUGAAGCAUUACAGGAACAUCCCCGGACCUCACAUGGUGCUGGUGCCCAAGUCCACGCUAUACAACUGGAUGAACGAGUUCAAGCGCUGGGUGCCGUCUCUGCGAGCAGUCUGCCUCAUUGGAGACAGAGAUGAGCGGACUGCUCUCAUCCGAGACGUGUUGCUGCCCGGCGAAUGGGACGUGUGCGUGACAUCGUAUGAGAUGCUCAUCAUCGAAAAGGCCGUGUUCAAGAAGUUCAACUGGCGCUACCUGGUCAUCGACGAAGCCCACAGAAUCAAGAACGAGAAAUCCAAGUUGUCAGAGAUUGUGCGAGAGUUCAAGACCACCAAUCGUCUUUUGCUGACCGGCACGCCGCUACAGAACAACCUGCACGAGUUGUGGGCACUGCUCAACUUCCUGCUCCCCGAUGUCUUCAAUUCAUCGGAGGACUUUGAUUCCUGGUUUGACACCAACAAUUGCUUGGGCGAUCAGAAACUGGUGGAACGUCUUCACACGGUGCUCCGCCCUUUCCUGCUCCGACGUAUAAAAGCUGACGUGGAGAAAACGCUGCUCCCCAAGAAGGAGAUCAAGAUGUAUGUGGGCCUCAGUAAAAUGCAGCGAGAAUGGUACACCAAGAUUCUGAUGAAGGACAUCGACAUCCUGAACUCGGCCGGCAAGAUGGACAAGAUGCGUCUGCUCAAUGUGCUCAUGCAGCUGCGCAAGUGCUGCAACCACCCGUACCUGUUCGACGGCGCCGAGCCCGGACCCCCUUACACCACCGACCUCCACCUGGUGGUCAACAGCGGCAAGAUGGUGGUGCUGGACAAGCUGCUGCCCAAGAUGAAGGAGCAGGGCUCACGUGUGCUCAUCUUCAGCCAGAUGACUAGGGUGCUGGACAUCUUGGAGGACUACUGCAUGUGGAGGAACUACGGCUACUGUCGCCUGGACGGUCAGACUCCGCAUGAAGAGAGACAGAUCUCCAUCAACGCCUACAACGAGCCCAACAGCAGCAAGUUCAUCUUCAUGCUGAGCACCAGAGCUGGCGGCCUUGGUAUCAACCUGGCGACCGCUGACGUCGUCAUCCUCUACGAUUCUGACUGGAACCCUCAAGUAGACCUCCAGGCCAUGGAUCGAGCUCACAGGAUCGGGCAGCUGAAGCAGGUUCGUGUCUUCCGCUUCAUCACGGAAAACACGGUGGAGGAGAGGAUUGUGGAGAGGGCGGAGAUGAAACUGCGCCUGGACUCCAUUGUCAUCCAGCAAGGGCGACUUGUUGAUCCGAGUGCCAACAAGCUGGGAAAAGACGAAAUGCUGUCUAUCAUCCGGCACGGCGCCACGCACGUGUUCGCCUCCAAGGAGAGCGAGAUCACAGACGACGACGUCGACGCCAUCCUGGAGAGAGGCGAGAGGAAGACGAUGGAGAUGAAGGAGAAGCUGUCCUCCCUGGGUGAGAGCUCGUUGAGGAAUUUCACCAUGGACACGGAGAACAGCAGCGUGUACACGUUUGAGGGAGAAGACUACAGAGAGAAGAAAAAGGUCAUCACCAACUGGAUUGAACCCCCCAAGAGAGAGAGGAAGGCCAAUUACGCUGUGGACGCCUACUUCAGAGAAGCCCUUCGAGUCAGCGAGCCCAAAGCACCCAAGGCUCCUCGUCCGCCCAAGCAGCCCAACGUCCAAGACUUCCAGUUCUUCCCUCCGCGUCUCUUUGAGCUCCUUGAAAAGGAAAUCCUCUUUUACAGAAAGACCAUUGGCUACAAGGUGCCGCGCAAUCCGGAAAUGCCCAACUCCGCUCAGGUCCAGAAGGAGGAGCAAGGCAAGAUUGACGAGGCUGAAGCGUUGACAGAGGAGGAGCUGGAGGAGAAGGAGAACCUUCUGCAGCAGGGAUUCACCAUUUGGAACAAGCGUGACUUCAACCAGUUCAUCAAAGCCAAUGAGAAGUGGGGACGCGAUGAUAUUGAGAACAUUGCCAGAGAGGUGGAAGGGAAAACUCCAGAGGAAGUCAUGGAGUAUUCCGCUGUGUUUUGGGAGCGCUGCAACGAGCUGCAAGACAUCGAGAAGAUCAUGGCUCAGAUCGAGCGAGGAGAGGCCAGGAUCCAGAGGAGGAUUAGCAUCAAAAAGGCGCUCGACUCAAAGAUUGGCCGCUACAAGGCGCCCUUCCAUCAGCUCCGCAUCUCCUACGGCACCAACAAGGGCAAGAACUACACUGAGGAAGAGGACCGCUUCCUCAUCUGCAUGCUGCACAAGCUGGGCUUCGACAAGGAGAGCGUGUACGAUGAGCUGCGCCAGUGCAUCCGGAACUCGCCGCAGUUCCGAUUCGACUGGUUCCUCAAGUCCAGGACGGCCAUGGAGCUGCAGAGGCGAUGCAACACGCUAAUCACGCUCAUCGAGAGGGAGAACAUGGAGCUGGAGGAGCGAGAGAAGGCAGAGAAGAAGAAGAGGGGGCCGAAGACCGGCUCAGCCCAGAAACGGAAGCCAGAAGGAAUCCCGGACAGUCGCGGGCGUCGGAAAAAGCUCAAGUUGUGAAGUGAACGCCUGCCUCGUUUGUAUAUACAGCACAAUGCAUCGUUAGCUUAGCCGCAACCACAACAACAACAGUAGUGUUUGUGUGCAUUUGCUAAUGGUGUCGAACCUCCUGAUAGACUUUAUAUUGUUAUUAUUAUUAUUAUUAUUAUUAUUAGGAUCUAGUAAGUUCUCUGCCUUGUUGUCAUUUACUGAAACACUGCAGUUGUGCUGGUUGGUUUUUUUUGUUUGUUUUUUUACUAGUACUUAGAAAAUGUAUUUAUGCCUGUUGGUUGUACCACAUUCCAGUGUAACUUCUUUAUCUCCUUGUGAAGUAGACAUGUUCUUUCUCAAAUAAAGAUCCUUUUUUAAUAAAAUAAAACCGGAACAGUU
This is a messenger RNA of Phyllopteryx taeniolatus (common seadragon), 3680 nucleotides long. It is a transcript of the gene smarca5, whose product is annotated as SWI/SNF related, matrix associated, actin dependent regulator of chromatin, subfamily a, member 5. The transcript is spliced from 24 exons. NCBI's taxonomy places the organism in Eukaryota, Metazoa, Chordata, Actinopteri, Syngnathiformes, Syngnathidae. Gene Ontology annotation, molecular function: ATP hydrolysis activity; ATP-dependent chromatin remodeler activity; DNA binding. The record is from RefSeq and is a predicted model, not a curated record. The coding region runs from base 210 to 3311 and encodes 1033 amino acids. Gene Ontology annotation, biological process: nucleosome organization; regulation of transcription by RNA polymerase II. Gene Ontology annotation, cellular component: nucleus; chromatin.